Molecule: messenger RNA, 1401 nt
Organism: Thamnophis elegans (Western terrestrial garter snake)
Lineage: Eukaryota; Metazoa; Chordata; Lepidosauria; Squamata; Natricidae
Gene: GPR20
Product: G protein-coupled receptor 20
Exons: 2
Coding region: 1-1107 (368 amino acids)
Biological process (GO): positive regulation of Rho protein signal transduction; phospholipase C-activating G protein-coupled receptor signaling pathway
Cellular component (GO): membrane
Molecular function (GO): G protein-coupled receptor activity
Source: RefSeq, a predicted model, not a curated record
AUGAAGAAGUUUUACAGGAGGUCCUCGGCUGAGCCUGAACUUUCUAUUGUCAGAGUACCAUUAGCGGCGUUGACCAUGGAGCCUUCCAACAACUCUAUGAUGUCCCCCAACAACAGUGAUAUGUUCAACAAGUUUGUCCACCUGGACGGAGAGCUAUCGGAGAGAUUUCAUACCUUGUGGAUUGUCCUGGUAGUGAUCAAUACCAUCAUCUUCCUCAUGGGCGUGGUGUUGAACUCUGUAGCGCUCUAUGUCUUCUGCUUCCGCACCAAAACGAAAACCACCUCGGUCAUCUACACCAUCAACCUUAUCGUCACCGAUCUGCUGGUGGGUUUCUCUUUACCCGUCCGGAUCAUUGUCCACUACAGUGCCAAGGACUGCCGCUCCUGUGCCCUCGUCCACAUUUUCACCUACUUUGUCAACAUGUACUGUAGCAUCCUCUUCUUGACUUGCAUCUGCAUUGACCGGUACUUGGCUAUUGUCCAGGUAGAAGCUUCACGCAAGUGGAGGAACCCCAACUACGCCAAGGUCAUCUGUGCUUUCAUCUGGACGUUCGCCACCGUCAUCACCUUCUCCAUCCUCAUCAUGGCCAUGAAGUUCUCCCACUGCUGCAUUGCGCAGAUUUUGCCCUUGAUGGUCUGCGAGUACUUCUUCCCCCUGAUUGUCCUCACGUUCUUCACGACCAGGAUCAUGUGCGCGCUCUCCAAGCCCACUCUCAUGCACCAGAGUAGGGAGAGGCGAAUGCGCGCCGUGCAGCUGCUCAUCACGGUCCUCGUCAUCUUCAUGAUCUGCUUCACCCCCUUCCACGUGCGCCAGCUGGCCAUCGCCAUCAACCCGGCCAUGUCGUACGACCUAAGCUUGGUGGUUUACCACGUGACAGUCACCUUGAGCAGCCUCAACAGUUGCAUGGACCCCAUUGUCUACUGCUUCGUCACCAACAAUUUCCAAUCCACCAUGAAAGGGAUCUUCAGGAAGUCGGAGCUCGAGCAAGCCAGCGGGGAGGUCAUCAGCGUCAACAAAGGGUCCGGAUCAAAUGCGCUCAUGGCGUUUGCCAACGCGAUAGGGAACCCCAUGGGGUUGUCUUUGCCCAGCAACACCGCAAACUCCUAGACUUGAGCGGCCUUACGAGGACAGAGAGGAUGUCUGCUAUUCCUUUGGGCCUAAAACAUUUUUCCCCACUUAAAGCAUCGUAGCUGGGUUGCAGAAUUUUUCAAGCUCUCCAAUGACACACACUUGAGUUUAUUUAUGGCAGCUGGUGUUGUCAUCUGGGAAAUUACUUGGAUUGCAUUUGGAAUUCCAGAUACUGAAGAGUUUCCCCAAUUCGGGAAUUUACAGAGAAAGGAACGCACCCAGCGCUGUACUUUGCUAGCGUAGAAAGCAUAGAAUAACAGAGUCAGGAGGGAC